AUGACUGAGCACAAGCCCCGACGCCGCAUCCUGGGGAUCGGGUACCCUCGAUUCGCGGUCCGUGAGUGGGAGGACCUGGCAAAGAACUACGAUCUCCACCACUUCGUCCCCGCAAGCGAUCGCGCUGCGGUUGUCGCCGAGGUGAAGCGGCUGUGUGGCGAGCAUGGGCCAUUCGACGCCGGCUAUGUGCUGUUCGGCACGGCAGCGUACUCGCCGUUCGAUGAAGCGCUCCUCGGUCCGCUCCUCGCCCCCCGGACCUGCGGCGUCUGGGCCCAAGGCGGCGUUGGGUACGACGAUGUCGACGUGCCCCUCCUCAUCCAGCACGGUUGCUACCUCGCCAACACGCCUCAUGCGGUCACUGCAGCCACGGCCGACAUGGGUAUUCUCCUCAUGCUGUCCGCCUUGCGGGGGGUGAGGCAGGGCGAGCAGGAGCUGCGCUAG
Molecule: messenger RNA, 441 nt
Organism: Vanrija pseudolonga
Lineage: Eukaryota; Fungi; Basidiomycota; Tremellomycetes; Trichosporonales; Trichosporonaceae
Product: Putative 2-hydroxyacid dehydrogenasec
Exons: 2
Coding region: 1-441 (146 amino acids)
Molecular function (GO): NAD binding; oxidoreductase activity, acting on the CH-OH group of donors, NAD or NADP as acceptor
Source: RefSeq, a predicted model, not a curated record